Messenger RNA from Arabidopsis arenosa, 4229 nucleotides. The record is from the annotation of a GenBank genome assembly. Lineage: Eukaryota; Viridiplantae; Streptophyta; Magnoliopsida; Brassicales; Brassicaceae.
AUCUGAAAUUCUUCUCGUCUCCAGCUUCAAUCUCGUGUCUGUAACCAAAUACACUUCAAUCCAGCUUCCUCUUUCGCUUGUGGUGGUGUCUCGCUCGAUUUACACAAAUCUCGACUCGGUAUCUCACUUGUUCUCUAUUGUUGUUGACGAUAUCAGAUCUCGUCAUUCUGUUGUUGUGGCUUAACUGGAAUUGUUCUGUUGUUGAUUGUGUAUACACCUUUUGUCGGAGCUGUUGUUCCGAUGGAUAAAGCUUGGGUUUGGUUACCAAGGAAUAGCCUUGAGUACGAGGAAGGAGCAACUAAGUUUGUGCUUGAUGCAGCAAGUUGUUUGGGUAAUGUAUUAGCUAUGUUCUGUCCUUGCGUUGAUUGCCGGAAUGUGGUUCAUCAGUCAAAUGAGACAGUGUUGGAGCAUCUAGUGAUUAGAGGGAUGGAUCUUAAGUACAAGAGAAGCAAAUGUUGGAGUAAACACGGGGAGAUAAGUGAUAAGACAACAGAUGUUCAUGCGUCUGAAAAUGAGGCUUAUGACUUGUUUAGGACAGCUUUUAUGGAAAGCGAGGGCAAGCAAUCAUCUCAGCAGAAUAAUGUAGAAGAGUCUGAAACAGUAGAGACAUUAGGUACAUUAGCAGGAUGUAAGGUGAAGGGGAAGCAAGCUUGUAAUGUUUGUGGGAAGGAUACACCUCACAGAUGGUUAAAGUUCAGUCGCAAGCAUGUUUAUAUGGGAAACAGAAGGCGUUUGAGGCCUGAUCAUCCUUACAGGCGUAGGAAAGUGUGGUUUGACAAUACAGUUGAGCUUGGUACUGCUAACAGGAUUCAAAGUGGAGCAGAAAUCUAUGAGUGCCUUAGAGAUUUUAGGAAUGAAUUUGGUAGACCUUUAGAAAAGAAAGGCAAGAGAAAGAGGAUGGAAGCAGAUGAUGAUGAUGAUGAUGUGAUUGCAGCUGAAGAGUAUGAAGAAGAUGAUGAUCAAUGGCGGUGGAAAAAAAUGUCAAUCUUCUUUCAGUUGGCUUACUGGAAGGAUUUGCCUGUAAGGCAUAAUAUUGAUGUAAUGCACGUGGAAAAAAAUGUUUCUGAUGCACUGCUAUCAAUUCAGAUGCAUAAUGGGAAAUCCAAGGAUGGUUUAAAAGCAAGAAAAGACUUAGAGGACAUUGGAUGUAUCCAUUUGAGAGUAAUUAUUGUUAUUGCCAUUAGGUACAUGAAGACACUUAAGGCAUAUGUGAAGAAUUUUGCAAGGCCAGAAGCUUGUAUGGCUGAGGGCUACUUGGCUGGUGAAUGCAUUGCAUUCUGUUUGGAGUUCCUCCAUAAAUCUGUUCCAGUACAAGAAACUCUUAAUCGUAAUGAAGAUCUUGAAGCAGAUCAACAAAUUCUUGAAGGCAGACCACUACAUAAAGCUACAGAAAAGACUCUUACAGAUAAAGAACGAGACAUAGCUCAUCGGUAUAUUCUCAUGAAUACAGCAGUCAUGGAACCAUACAUUGAGUUGCAUUUGGAAGAACUGCAAGCUACAGAUGUAAGAUGUGCAAAAAAUGAAACACUCUUGUGGAAAUAUCACACAGAAAGGUUCCCACAAUGGAUCAAAGAUAAGAUACCAAGUAACUCAAAAGAUCAUUCUAGUAGACUGAGAUGGCUUGCAUUUGGACCAAGACAUAUUGCUCAAACUUACAAGGGAUCAAGUGCUAAAGAUACUAGACAAAUGGCAGAUAUAGUAUCAUUCUAUGGAGUGAUAAAGGAGAUCUUGAUGCUGGACUACCACAAGUUCCAGAUUCCAGUUUUUAGGUGUAUUUGGGCUAACAAAGGGAAUGGAGUGAAAGAGGAGGAUAGUUUCACACUUGUCAAUCUCCAUAUGAACCAGUCAGCAUACUUAAAUGAUCCUUUCAUUUUGGCAUCGCAGGCUAAGCAAGUUUUUUACUCUAGAGAAGAUGACAGCUCACCUUGGUAUGUUUGUAUGAGGGCGCCACCAAGAGGGUACCAUGAGCUAGAAACAGUAGAGGAGUUUGUUUCUGGACCAUUAUCAGCAGGCCUUGAUGUCACUCCUGUAGUGUCAUUGAAGAAGAAGAGAAACAAGAAGUCUAUCAUUGAAGAGAAUGAAAGAGACAAUGUAGAAGAGAGAAUAGAAGUGGCUACUGAAGGAGAUGAUGGUGUAGAGGAAGAAGAUAUUAAUGGAGAAGAAGAUAUUGAAGAACAAGAGAAUGGAGCAGAAGAUAAUGAAGAACAAGAUAAUGGUCAGUCUCAAGAGAAUGAAAGAGAGAAUGAAGUGGAAGAUCCAAUCCCUCCUUCCACAGCAGGUGCCUCUGAAACCCAGACAAACCAGUCAGACAACAAAAAGAGGAAGUCAAGAGGUCCAACUAGAAUGCGUAAAGUGGCAAAGAAUCUUGAGGAUAAGGUAGAAGUGGAGUUUAAUGCUCUUGGUGAGCAUGUUGGUAAGGGAUCAGUGACACUCUCCUCUUUCCUUGGUCCUCUAGCAAGAGAGCAUGUGCCUGUACUGCUAGAUGACUGGAGACAGCUUGAUCAAAGGACAAAAGACGUUAUGUGGGAAGAAAUUCAGGGGAGGUUCAAUUUAAAAGAGGAUUGGCAGAAAGAAGCAGUAUUUAAGCAAAUGGGUGGUCUGUGGAGGGCUGCCAAAUCCAAGCUUGUUACCAAAGUGAGAUCUACUAAAAGCAAAGUUGCUCUACAGCAACUGAAGCCUAGCAACGUCCAAUGUACAUCAGCCUGGAACAGUUGGGUUAAGAACAAAUGCACAGCAGCUUUUAAGGAACGAAGUGAGAAAUACAGGCAACUGAGGAAGGGUCAAAUUCCUCAUACUACAAGCCGCAAAGGAAUGACUCGCUUAGCUGAUGAGAUGAAAAAAAACAGUUCUGAUCCUAGAAAAGUUACUAGAAGUAAGGUGUGGAUAGCAGGACAUACACAUUCUGAUGGGAGACCUGUGAGGGAAGAGUUUGCAGAAACUAUUGAAAUGAUCAAGACCAUUGAUAGUGAAAUGGACUCCACCACAUCCACGGAUAAUGUUAGGGAAGAUGCUGUGAGUCAGGUACUAGGAAAAGACAGACCUGGAAGAGUUAGGGGGAUGGGCAGAGGAGCAACUGUUACUAAGUUAGCAUUCUUACAGACAAGAGACUCUCAUGUCAAGAAUCUUGAAGCUUCUCAAGCAGAAUUGAAAAGUAAGCUUGAAAGUUUGCAGAAUCUGAGACAGACUGAUGAUGUUUCCAUGUCUGACUUAAGCAAUGUUAGCAAAGAAGGAGUUAGGUGCCAGCUUCUUGAUUGGUGUUCAAAUGUUGAGGUGGUUGUUGGUGAAGGAGAAUUCUGCUCCAGUGAACACACAUAUAAGAUUGGUAGAAUACCAUUGGGUCGCAAUGCAGCUGCUGUACUUGUGAAGUCCACAACAGUUAUACAUGCAUCUGUCUGGAGACCUACUCCAACCAUUUUCACACUUAAUGAAGCUGUUGGACAUAAAAUUGCAUGGCCACUUGACAAGAUUAUAUUGGAUGAGGAUAUUAACUUGUCCCAACCUACUAAGUCUGUCGAAUCAGAGCAGCCAACAGAUGAAUCACUAGGAAGAAUUAAAAUCUUUCAGUAUUGGAGUGGAGAUGAUGAUUUGAUUGCUGAGGGUAUGUUGUUGUCAACUGACCAUAAUGAAUUGGUGGAUGGUAGACCUCUGGGACAUGGUGCUGCAGUUGUUAAGGUCCUGGAGGUGGUUAAAUCUGAGGCUUAUCUGUGGAGACCAAAUCCUCCAAUCUCAUUGAUGAGUGAUGCACUAAAUGAGACCAUCGCAUGGCCUAUUGAUAGAAUACAACUCCUUGAUGUACCUGCAAAUGAUGAAUCAACCAGAAAAUCACCUAAAAGUGCAACUACUCCCAGUUCUACUACUCCCAGCACUGCUACUAGCAAAGGUGCUAAGCAGAAGUGUUUUCUAUUAGAUAUUGAUAACACUGGGCAGAGAGUUGCAAUAGGUCGGGUGUCUUCAACUGAUCCAGCAGAGAAGGUCCAUCACGUCCCUUUAGGUGCCAACGCUAGCAAGGUCUGGGUAGAGGUUUCCAAGGUUGAGGGUGCACGAGUGUGGAGAGCAAAUUCUGAAGUUAAAGUCAUUGCUGAUGCAGUAGGAACCACUGUGGCUUGGCCUAAUGACAAGAUUAUAUUCAUGUGAUUUGAGUUUUAGUACUUUUGAACUAAGUGUUUAAAAAUGUAAAACUUAUGUUUGACUCUUUUGGAACAAAUAAUUAAUGAAGUAUUUAAUGAAAU